AUGGUCAAGGUGAUUUCACCGCUUCGGCUGCAGAAGUCUGUCCAACGCCAGCUGAACCUCCAACGGAAUAAACCGUUGAAGCCCAACGUGUACCGUAUCAUUGACUGGCUCCGAGUGCAUAGCGCCGGGUACCACUUGUAUGCCCUGGUAGAAAACGAGAAGACUUCGGCACCGCCUGCGACGGCAGCCGCAGCACCAUCGCAGCCGUCCAAACCUGGACGAUCGGAAGGCAGCGUUGGCGGAAGUAGUGGACCUCCCCGGCCCCCCGAGCAAGACAGCGCGAUGUACGAGCGCAAGAAGGCGACCUGCCUCAAGUGCGGCAGCGAGAACCACAAGGUGGCAAACUGCCCUAAGUUGCGUUCAUGGCGAAUCCGUGCGCCUGCUCAAGGAGCAAAUGGACAUGUGGGAGAGCGCGCACAAUAA
Molecule: messenger RNA, 423 nt
Organism: Aphanomyces astaci
Lineage: Eukaryota; Oomycota; Saprolegniomycetes; Saprolegniales; Verrucalvaceae
Exons: 1
Coding region: 1-423 (140 amino acids)
Molecular function (GO): nucleic acid binding; zinc ion binding
Source: RefSeq, a predicted model, not a curated record